Diutina rugosa is the source of this 1005-nucleotide messenger RNA. RefSeq lists its product as uncharacterized. Bases 1 to 1005 code for a protein of 334 amino acids. NCBI's taxonomy places the organism in Eukaryota, Fungi, Ascomycota, Pichiomycetes, Serinales, Debaryomycetaceae. The record is from RefSeq and is a predicted model, not a curated record. The transcript has a single exon.
AUGGUAUCUCUAGACGAUAAUAGCGGCACUUCUGUUGAGAUGAAGUCCCGAUCCACUAAACAGCUUGCGAUUUUUGACACCCACGACGUGGUCGACUCCCGGCCGCUGGCGGCGGCAGCAGCGGCGGCAGCGUUUGGCGCCGACAUGCCCUCGCUCUGCAGUGACCACGACCUCAGUGACGACGACCUGGCGCUGAUGAUGUCGCUCCGCACCGCCGACCGCCGGCGCUUCCUCCCGAUGUCGCCGUUGACCGGCGAUCCUGGUUCGCCAGGGCUGAUUGGCCUGCGCAACUAUCGCACCGGCCACGAAACCCCGCAGCAGUCGCCCCAGGCGUCGCCUCGCGCGAGUCCGCGGACCGUGUUCAACCUGUUGAACACUCAGAUCGGCGCCCCGGCGCUGGGACUUCUCUUUGGCCCCCACUCCGGCUCUAAGUCGGCGCUCACCCCCGAACAGCACCGGUAUGAACGCCAGAAGUUGAUGGCGGUGAUGGUGAAGUACAUUGCCACGAAGAUCUACAACUCGUUCCCUCCGGAGUCGCCCAAAGUUGACUCUAAAGAAUUACCCUUGGACAAGUUUUUGUUAAUUUUAGUGCUGCGGUUGCGGUUGACGCUCCCCAUCUUCAUGAAGGGGGUGAUCUACUUGUUCCGGUACAUGGACAUUAUCUACUUGCUUCGGUACCUCAAUCAGCUGAACAAUUUCGCCAACUACUGCGCCAUGGACUUUGAGUUGAAGCAGUUGAUUGUCGGGUGCUUUAAGCUCGCGGUCACCCGUGAAAGUAAGUUGAUCCAGCUUAAGCUGGAAAAGUUAGGUCGUCCGUUGCCUAACCCGUACCAGCAUGUAGACUGGGUCAAAGUUUGUGGCUUGCCCCAUGCCACCAUCAACGCUACCGUCAAGACGAUUGUCACCCGUAUGAAUGGCAAGUUGAUGAUUAAAAAUGUCGAGUUGGUCAAGCUCCGGUCGGAGAUGUUGCGGUUUGUCAAGAUGGUGGCGAAAGUCCAGGAUUGA